Messenger RNA from Callorhinchus milii (elephant shark), 7436 nucleotides. RefSeq names its product bromo adjacent homology domain containing 1 (gene bahd1). The coding region runs from base 3340 to 5970 and encodes 876 amino acids. The transcript is spliced from 7 exons. The record is from RefSeq and is a predicted model, not a curated record. Gene Ontology annotation, molecular function: chromatin binding. NCBI's taxonomy places the organism in Eukaryota, Metazoa, Chordata, Chondrichthyes, Chimaeriformes, Callorhinchidae.
GGAGAGAGAUGGACAGAGAAGAGAGGGUGAGAGCAACAGAGAGAGCAGAGGAUGUGACCGUGUCCCAAGUAUUGAGGAGAAAGGAAUACGGGGAUAGAUUCAGCAAGAGAGGGAAUGUGCUGAGGAGAGCAGAGGGAGAGAGAGAGACUGAAGUAGAGUUUGAUGAAGAUGUGAUAAGGAUACAGUUCCAGGAGAGAGAGCGAAGGAUGGGAAUAUGUGCAACUGAAGAUAAAGGGGGGGAGGGAGAUAGGAGAAAAUUAGGCAACAGGGAGAAGGAUAAAGAAAAGAGGGAUAGGACAAGAGAGGGUAUGGAGAUGGUAAGAGAUAGAGAGAGGGUAAGGAAUGGAGAUGGUUUGAGAGGGGUGGCAUGGAGACGAGUGGGAAGGAAGAUUGGGAGAUAAAGAUUGAGCAAAAGGAGAGGUGGAAGGGGGGGAGUGUAAUGCAUGGAGACCAGAGAGGAACAAAUAAGUACAGUACCUGCCAAUGGAUGCAGGUGGGAGGUGGUUGAGUGAGUCGUGGGUGAGAUGGAAAUAUGAAAAUAAUGGGGUGAAUAAGUGGGAUAGAUAGACACUUGGCAAGUGCACGUAAAUUCUGAAAAAUGUAAAGCAGUAAAUUUUGGUAGUUAGAAUGGUGAAUAGAGUGGAGAGAACUUGAUAUGCAAAGGCUUAGUUCCCUAAGGAAUCUUGUGCAAGUGUGGGUGUAUAUGGUUAUGGGAAAAGGCGUGGAAUUAUAAGUCCUUGGUUCAGCUACGGAUAAAUUAUUGUGUAUAAGUUUUGGUACCCCAUAAUAGGAAGGAUAUAAAAGGUGUUUCUAGGGACAAGUGAGAGGAGGGGUGAGGGGAAACUUGAGAAUUUAGGAUUCUCUCCGCUCGGGCUGAGAAGGUUAAAGGUAUAAGUAGGGGAGAGUAACUGAAAGGGAGGUAGGGCAUCCGGUGUUAAGGGUGACUUGAUGGAGGGAAAUGAGAGGUGGAUGGUGUCAGGGCAUUCUGUGUAAUUCAGGGAGAGAAAUUGAGAGGGAGAUGGGUGUAAGGACAUCCUGUACAAACAGGAAAGAGUAAACUGAGAGGGAGACAAGAUGUAGGGACGUGCAAUGUAAGUAGCAGAGAGCAAUUGAGAGGGAGAUAGGUGCAGCAGCAUCCUGUAUAAGCAGGGGAAAGUAUCUUAGAGGGAAAACAGUAUAAGGGGAUCCUAUGUAAGGGAGAGAGUAAUUCCGAGGUAGAUGAGUGUAGCGGCAUUGUAUACAAGUAGGAAAGAAAACUGAAAGGUAGAUAGAUAAAAGCAUCCUGUGUGAAUUUAAACAGUAAUUGAGAGGGAAACGAAUGUACGGGCAUCUUGUGAAGCAGGAAGGAGUAAUUGAGAGGGAAAUGGGUGUAAGCAGAAAAGAGUAACCGAGAGACAGGUGGUUGCAAGCGCAUCUUGUGUAAUUAGGGAGAGUGACUGAAAAGAAGUGUAGGGCAUCUGGUGCAAGGAGGGGAGAAUAACUGAGUGAGAUGGUUAUAGGGGCAGCCAGUCUGAAUGAGUAACUGAGGGAGAUGGGUUUACGGGCAUCCUUUGUAAGGAGGGGGUAUCCUGUGUAAGGCAGUAAUGCAGAGGGAGAUGGAUUUAGGAGCUCUGUGUGUAAAGUAGAAAAGAGUAACUGAGUGGGAAGUCGAUGAAGGGACAUCCUAUGUAGGGAAAACUAAUAGAGAGAGAGAGAUAGUGUAGGUGCAUUGUGUGUUAGGAAAAAGUAACUGAGUGGGAGAAGUAACCGAUAGGGGCAUCCUCUGCAAGGAGCGGAGAGUAAUUGAGAGGGAAAUUGGUGGUGGAAUUCUGUUCAAUCAGAGUAACUCAGAGGGAGGGAGGUGAGUAGAAGGUCAUCAUGUGCAAGCAGGAAAGAGUGGAAGGUUGAUGGGUGUAGGGGCAUCCUGUGUAAACAGGUAAGAGUAACGGAGAGAAAUGGGUGUAGGGAAAUCCUGCGUAAAUUGACAAGAGUAACUAAGAGUUACUCAGAGGUAUUGGGCAUCCUGUGUAAGCAGGAAAGGGUAAUUGAGAGAGAAUGGGUAGAGGAUCAUCCUGUGUAAUCAAGAAAGAGUACCUGAGAGGGAGAUGACUGUAGGGGCAUCCUGUGUUAGUUGGGGAGAGUAACCGAGAGGGAGAUGGGUGCAUGGGCAUCCACUGUAAGCCAUGGAGAUGAGUUAAGGAACUUCCUGUGUCAGGAGGGGAGAUAAGUAUAGGGGCAUCCUGUGUAAGAAGUGAGAGUUACAGAGAGGGAGAUAGGCGUAGCAGUGUCCUGCGUAAGCAGAAAGAAUAAGCUAGAGGGAGAUGGAUGCAGGUAAAUUAUGUGAAAGCAGGAGAGAAUAACAGAGAGAAAUGGCAGUAGGGGAAUCCUGUGUGAACAGGAAAGAGUAACAGAGAGGGAGAAGAAUGUCGGGCAUCCUGUUUAAGCAGGAAUGAUGACUGAAAGGCAGAUGGUUGUUGGUGCGUCCUUUGUAAGAGUAACUGACAAGGAAAUGGGUGUUGAGGCAUUGUGUGUUAAGUGGGAGAAUAACCGGAAGGGAGAUGGGUGAAGGGGCAUCUUGUGUAAAAGGAAAGAGUAAAAGGAGAAGAGUGUGAGGGGCAUUCUGUAUAAGCAGUGGAGAGUGACCGAGGGAAAUGGCUGUAAGGGAAUCUUGUGUGAACAUGAAAGAGCAAUAGAGAGGGAGAUGGGUAUAAGGGCAUCCUGUUUAAAAAGGUAAAGUAAUAGAGGGAUAUGGGGACAUCCUGUAAGCAGAGAAGAAGAUGGGUUAAGGGGCAUGCUGUGUAAGCAGGAAAGAUUAGCUGAGAGGGAGAUGAGUGUAGGGGUGUGCUGAGGUAGCCGGGGAAUGAAGACAGAAGAAAUUGCUGGAAAUAUACUGUGUGUGAAUCGGAGAGUAAGAAGAGUGGGAGAAAAAGGGAGAUUUGGAAAAAUAAGGGAAAGAAAAUGAAGAGGGAGGAAAGCAAAGUAGAAGAGGAAAAUUGUACCAGAUUAGCGAUUAGAGAACAAACAAAGUCUGGAGCAAAGAAAGAGAAGCAGGAGUUGUUUUGAUGCCGGGAGCUGAGAAGAGGUGAGGGAUGAGUCAGGAAUGAGGGAAUGAGUGGAAUACAGAGUCUGUGAAUAGCCAAGUGUGUGGACAAGUCAAAAGAAAGGAUUGUAGCAAAUCCUUGUGAGAGAUGCACAUAUGUGGAUGCUUAUAGAUAUUCCAAGAGCUUAUCAUUGCUGUUUUGGAGACUAUGUCUCGCAGGACAAAAACCUAGCCUUGGAGAGGAAUACAAUUGGAAAUGGUUUGCAGGCUGAGGCAAGGUGUGUGUACGACAAACCUGGUUAAGAAGGUGCCAUUAUGAAAUGUCCUGUCUUUUGAUGUCGUAUAACAUGAACUGCACUGACUGUAACGUGACCAGGUUGAGCAGCUCGGCCAUGGGGAAGAUGUUGGGACCCAGUGGGAUUGGACCCAAAGAUCGAAUGGGGCAAAUUGUAUUGAGCCACACUGGGGUUGAAACCAACAAAGACUGCAAGUAUAGCAAAGAGAGGACAGCUGAUGGCAAGAGCAAAAAGGAAUAUUUUAUUAGAAAGACAUACCCAUUGCGAAAACGUCUUCAUACUCAGGAAAGUGACUUGUCCAGUCCAGUUACUAAAGAACUUGAAGGAGCAUCUAUCCGAGGUGUACCGGAUGGGGCGAGCUCUAUGCAGAUAGUCGAGCAAUGGGAUUGUGUAAAUAAUAAAAGCCGACUUCGAGGGGAGACGCCAGAGGUGGAGAGGAACAAAGAGACUGGAAAGGAGAAUGAGAAACUGCGUUCCACAAAAUUGACAGUCUUGGAUUUGUACAGUGGAGAGCCACGGCCACGAAGGCUGGCCAGUUUGAAUGCAGAAGCAGUGAACAACCUGCUUCUGGAGCGGGAGGACUGUGCCCUGUCGAGCAGGCGUUGCCGCAGAGAUCCCGGCAGAGUGGUGGCCAAAUGCAGCUCGGAGCACACUCAGACUCGGGCCAAAGGCAGCACAUGUUCCUCGGAGGUACAUGUUGGGCUCCGGAAAUCUACAGUCAAAGGAGGACUUCCUGCUAAAAGAUGUACAAACCACUCUGAGAGCUCUUCAGAAGGAGAUGUUUUUGUUGAGAGCUAUCCUGCAUUAGAGAGCAGAUCUGCCCAGCUGCCGGUGAAAAAACGCAUGGCUAGUCUGAACGCAGCUGCAUUCUUGAAAUUGACCCACACAAAGGAUUAUUCAACAAAACGACGUAGCCGGUCAGAUAGCGAUGGGAAACUGACCAAGGCAUCAAACGGCGUGAGCCUUCACUGUGUGCACCCAGUGAGUAAACGUUGCACAAAAACAAAAAAGAGAGACCUAGGGAGAACAGCAACUGAACGUCACCAACGCAGGAGCUGCAGCACCUCUGAGGACAGCAAGGUCCCUGUGAGGAAAGGGGAACCUCUUGUCUUGGGGCAGAGUGCUGCUAGAUUACCAUCUAGAACAGACUCAUCCUCCCCCUAUACAGACAAGGCCGGUGGUUAUCUCCAUCGAUUGUCAGUGAUUAUGGGAGGGCAAGCCACAGUUCAGCCUCCAUAUCAGACAACAAAGGAGACAUCUCCUACACCAAGUGCAGAGUUUAUGCAACAAAUGACAACUCCAUUUCCCCCUCACCCAACAAUGACUGUCCUGGGUAAUUUAGUGCCUGGUCUGGAUCACUACCCGUUCUUGUCUCCUGAAAUGUGCUUAACUUCUGCAGAAGAUAAUAUCUACCGACACUAUGAUAAAAAUGAUUUGUCGCCAAAUGGAUGUAAUCCUUCACAAAACUGUUGGGUAUACCCGCCAUCUUUUCCCUAUUGUCCUCAGUUGAAUGAUGAAGGAAGCCUCCUUAUCUCUCAGAGUGCUGUUCCCUCAGGUAUCCCUUUCCCUCACGCUCCAUGUGGAGACUCCCCAUGUUAUUUAGGAGACACGGCAACUGUGCAGUGCAUGGGGAUGCCAGGAUACAUGUGCAGAAUGCUUAAUCCGCCACUAAACAGGGAUACUGCCUUAAGGACUUCACCCUCUGGAAGAUCAAGCCGUCAUCAAAAGAUAGCGAUCAAAUCAGACCGGUAUAAGUCCUUGGAGCCACUCAAUGUAACUAUCCCAGUUGCAGGUCACCCAGUCUCCCCAGCGAAUCCACUCUCAGGUUGCCCAGUUCCUACAGCACCUCCUACUGCAGAACCAGUUCCUUACCUGCAAGGUCCUGGCUCGGACCCUCCAGCAACUUCACAGCCCCACAUGUUGUCCAUGCUGAAGCUUGCCAGGGAGUGUCCACAGCGUUCCAAACCUCCCAGCGGUUCCAAAUCCAACCUCCGCAACUCAACCUGUGCACAUACUCAGCGGAGCAAAUCGGCCACUGAGCACUCUGAGAGAAAACAUCAGAGAAUUAGCAGGAGAAGAGCCACCAAUGGCUGGCGUCCAGUGGGAGAACCCUAUGAGAAACCUGUCUACGUCGUGGGUGAAGUGGAGCUUGUGAUUCGGAAGUGCUACCCGGCUGUGGCAAGGGAUGGAGAAGUGAUCAAGGUUCGGGACACGGUGUUACUGAAAUCAGGGCCCAGAAAGAAAUCCAUUCCUUAUGUUGCCAAGAUUUCUGCACUUUGGGAGGACCCAACAACAGGGGAGCUUACAAUGAGCCUUUACUGGUACUAUAGGCCUGAACACAUCCAGGGAGGCAGAAAUCCCAGUCUUCACUGUGAGAAUGAAAUCUUUGCUUCACGGCAUCAAGAUGAGAACAGCGUGGCUUGCAUUGAGGAGAAGUGCUAUGUCCUGACCUUCUCAGAGUACUGCAGAUUUUGUGCCUUGAUUAAACGGCGAGAGGAAGGUACAUCAGAUCACAGGUUGAUCGUGCCAACCUCUGAAGCCUACUCUACUCCUUCUCACCGUAAGGUGCCAGAAAACACCGACCCAGAUCUUGUCUUCAUCUGCAGACAUGUCUAUGACUUCCGGUAUGGCCGGAUUCUCAAAAACCCGCAAUAGCUACCGCACUUCCCGGAUCAGAGGACUCUGGCUUCGAGAGAAACAAAUGCAUUUACAAAUGGAACUGCUCAAUUUGACUGGGAGGUAUAUUCCACACACGCUUCCUGAUCAACCGACCGCAGACUUACUUUUGCCUUAUGUACAUAGAUUAGAGGAAUUUUAGACUGUACCUAAAUCAUGCCGACUGGAUACCAAAGGAUAGUGACUGAUUCUGAAAACUGGGCUCCUAGGAAGCAGCGCUGGUUUUUUGCACUAACCAAUUUGAAGCGUAUCACCACACGAGUCACUUUCUCAUCCGCCAUUCUUCAUCACCACUAACUCCCAGCCCAAUCUCGCCCCAGCCAAGCCAUCGCAAAUCCCUUUUAGAAAUUUUAAAAGUUUAAAAAAAUUUUUUUUUUUUAAAAAUGUGCACUUAUUCCUAAUAGAUUUAUCUCUUGAAUGAACUUUGACCCAAUUUCCAUGUUGGCAGAUGUUGAAGGCCGACACUUAAAUGUUUACGUCUGAAUUGGGAUAACAUUCCAAAUUCUCUCCUUUUUUUGAAAGAAUUAAUUACUUGUUGGAAUUCAAAUUUCAAAAAAAAUUUAUUGAGUUAUGCGGGAAAAAAAAUUAAUAUAUGAUUUAAGUUUGAUAGCUAUGUUGAAGAGCUUGUUUUUUUAAAAUGUUCAUUUCCUGAUGGUGUCCUUUUUGUUUUCACUUGAAAAGUUUCAUGUUCCAAGUGUUAGGCCAAGAGGCCAGUUAGAAUUAAAGUUGUUUCUCGGGUAAAAAGCUUGUUUUUGCCGCUGUUCUUAAAUAGGCAAAGAUAAAGUGUCCAUCUCUUGUUACAAGUACAUCCAUCUUCACACCCCUGUUCUUUUCCAAACCCUGAUAUCACCACCACUGUUGACUUCCAGUUCAGUCCUAACACUACUGUUUUUUUAAAAAAAGAUUUAUUGAUGAAAGGGGAACUCAACAUGCAAAGCCCUGAAAAUCCAGCACAAGCUCGUUACAUCUGCUUCUCUCUGAGUGAUAAGAAUGUGUUGUAUUACAAGAGAAUAUGUUGAUGGGAGUGGUGAACACAUAAUGGGGCUUAGUUUUACAUUGGUGGGGAAGCUGCUCCUUCGAAUGGUUUAGACACAGGGUGAUCCAACUAACGGCCCACAUUUCACCCGCCCAUCCGUCCCUCCAUAACCUGUAGAUGUUAUGCUAUGUUUCUGGAAGAGAAACACCCAAAUAUUGCUUAUGGGGCCCACGGAUGUUUCUUGAUUAGGGCAUCUGGCCCCAAGCAGCCAAAAGGUUGUUUCACCCUGGUUUAGAGAAUGGAAAGGAGCUUGUGCUGGGUGUAUUUCACCCAUCAGAAUAGCAAUUAGACAUAAAUACAUUUAUGGAACGAAGUUCAGCUUGUUACACAAGGAUAUCAAUCUUUGCUGACAACUUGAUGGUGGUACAGGAUAUUCAGGAUGUUGUAAGAAGCCAUAUUAUUCAUUAGC